UUUCCCAAAUUCAUUCCUCCAGGAAUUCGCUUUCUCCGAAUUCCCCUCAUCGAAUUCGCUCCAAGUUUCCCUGCGUGCUUUUCACUCCUAGCACCUGGUUUCGCGGCGAGGACGUUUUUCCACAAUGUCGCCCCGCGUGCUUCUUCUGGCGAUGUUGAUUGUUUCGGCCGCGCUUGUCGCGCGCCCUGCAUUGGCGCAUCGCAGCUUCGGCGUCCUGGCUCAGAACGGCCGGCGCGAGGAGGCUCGAGUGCUGAGUGACUCUGGGAGCAGCGACUACUUCAAAAGCACCGACGACAGCACCGACGACAGCAGCCACGACAGUUCGUCGCAUGACGACGGCAGCAACUACAGCUCGUCGCACGACGACAGCAGCCAUGACGACAGUAACAGCGGCUCGGACGACAAUGGCAGCAGCGACGACUCGUCGCACGACAACAGCGGUUUGGAUGACAGCAGCAGCAGCGACUCGUCGUCGUCGGACGACAGCAGCAGCAACGACUCGUCGUCGUCGGACGACAGCAGCAGCAACGACUCGUCGUCGUCGGACGACAGCAGCAGCAACGACUCGUCGUCGUCGGACGACAACAGUGGCAGUGACGACAGCAGCCACGACGACAGCAGCAGCGACGACUCGUCGUCGUCGGAUGACAGCAGCAGCGACAGCAGCAGCAGCAGCAGCGAUGAUAGCAGCGACAGCAGCAGCAGCAGCAGCAGCGACGAUAGCAGCGGCAGCAGCGACAGCAGCCACGACGACAACUACACCAGCAGCAGCGGCGGCAGCAGCAGCGACGACAGCUACGAGCACGGCCGCGGCCUGUCGUACAACUACUACGCGUCGUCGUGCCCCAAGGCGGCGGAGAUCGUCGCGGCGCGCGUGUACCAGGCGUACAAGAACGACCCCGCCGUGCCCGCGCCGCUGCUGCGCCUCCACUUCCACGACUGCUUCGUCCAGGGCUGCGACGCGUCGGUCCUCCUGGACUCGACGGACGACAACAAGGCGGAGAAGGACGCGGACCCCAACGCCACCCUCGGCGCAUUCGACGUGGUGGAUGAUAUCAAGGAGCACCUCGAGGCGGAGUGCCCCGGCACCGUGUCCUGCGCCGACAUUCUCGCUCUCGCGGCUCGCGAGGGCAUUCACUUGGCUGGCGGUCCGUUCACGGAGGUGCCUCUGGGGCGUCGCGACGGGCUGACGUCAUUCGCACUCGCGGCGGAGACCUUCCUCCCGGGCUCCACGCUCAACGUCUCGGGGCUCACGCACAACUUUGCUACAGUCGGCCUCGAUAUGACCGACGUUGUGACUCUUAGCGGAGCGCACACUAUCGGGGAGGGCCGCUGCGUGAGUCUUAAGAACCGCCUGGAGCAGAACGACCCCACCAUGGACCCGGAAUUCGCGGCGUACGUGAAGCAGAAGUGCGGCACGAGCAACAUCGACCCCAAGAAGUUGAUCCCCAACGACUACGUUUCGCCCCAUAAAUUCGACAACCAGUACUACAAGAACGUUCUUGCGCACAAGGGUCUCUUCACCACGGACCAGGCUCUCAUUUAUGACGACAAGACGGACCGCGCCGUGAAGGCGUUCGCGCACGCCAAGAGCACGUGGUUCGACGCGUUCAGCAAGUCGCUCGUGAAGAUGGGCGCGAUCUCGCCGCUCACUGGCACCCAGGGCGAGAUCCGCCUCAGCUGCCACGUGCGCAACAGCUAGAUGCGCAGUGGGGUGUGCGCGGGCUGCGACGUGCGCAACAGCUAGACGCGCAGUGGGGUGUAAGAGGGGAGCUUGUAACGCGCAUUGCGGCUUUGUGUGGAGGAAUCUUGAAGGAGGGCGGGCUAGAGAAAAUCAGAGGCAGAAGUGGAGGUGUUGAUGGUUGUUGUCUUGUCAGGGAUGCUGGCUCGUCGGACUGCAUAAACUAUGUGGUUGUGGGAAUGGUGUCGGAAUGGUGGUUGUAUCGCUUGAGCUGGAAAUAAAGCGUGGUACUCUUUGGUU
Molecule: messenger RNA, 1981 nt
Organism: Closterium sp. NIES-67
Lineage: Eukaryota; Viridiplantae; Streptophyta; Zygnematophyceae; Desmidiales; Closteriaceae
Source: the annotation of a GenBank genome assembly